Trifolium pratense (red clover) is the source of this 538-nucleotide messenger RNA. RefSeq lists its product as uncharacterized. Lineage: Eukaryota; Viridiplantae; Streptophyta; Magnoliopsida; Fabales; Fabaceae. The transcript is spliced from 2 exons. Bases 91 to 303 code for a protein of 70 amino acids. The record is from RefSeq and is a predicted model, not a curated record.
AAUAUGUAAUUUAGAUUUGCUUUAAGAAGGAAGAAAGACAAAAAGAGAAGAGUUUGUUCAGUCAGAUUUUGGAGGUGAGAAAGAUCAACGAUGGCCAGGCGAGUCGAGACUCGGAACGAGUCGACAUUGACUCGGAUUGUUAAUUCGGUGUUCGCCUUUGUUAGACAAGCUGAGUUUGAGAUCCUCUUCUUUCUGUUCUUCUUCAUCGCUUAUAUUCUCUUCAAAGACAUCACAUCAAGACCUGAAUACAAUCAAGUAUUUGUGAAGAAGCCUGGUGGUGGACCAGAACUUUUUCCGUUUUAAUGGAAUUGAUGCUUGGACAGGUUGGAUGUCAUUCGUGUGAAGGUAUUCUUAGUGUGCCUUGUAAUGGUCUUGCAUAUUUCCUUUUGUAUGUUUAUGUAAGUUUGUAGGCAAAACAGGUUUGUAUGAUGUUACAUUCCGGUUAGGUAUAGCACAAUACAAUCAAGUAAAAAUGGUUGACAAUAGUUUUUAUGUUCUGUGUUUAUUUCAAAUUUGAUUGGCUUUGUCUCGUUCUAUA